This is a messenger RNA of Plasmodium gallinaceum, 1590 nucleotides long. RefSeq names its product type II NADH:ubiquinone oxidoreductase, putative. The transcript has a single exon. Gene Ontology annotation, molecular function: NADH dehydrogenase activity. NCBI's taxonomy places the organism in Eukaryota, Apicomplexa, Aconoidasida, Haemosporida, Plasmodiidae. Bases 1 to 1590 code for a protein of 529 amino acids. The record is from RefSeq and is a predicted model, not a curated record.
AUGUUAAUAAAAAGUGGAAAAAAUGGAAUUAGUAAUUUAAUAAGAAAAAUUAGAAAUUUUCAAGAAAAUAAAUGGAAUAAUGAAAUAAAAAAAAUUAAUAGUAAGAACAAAGAAAAAGUAGUAAUUUUAGGUUCAGGAUGGGGUGGUAUGCAUUUUCUAAUAAAUAUUGACUUCAAAAAAUAUGAUGUAACUUUAAUUUCUCCAAGAAAUUAUUUUACCUUUACUCCGUUAUUACCAUGCUUAUGUAGUGGAACACUAAGUAUAAAUGUAUGUACAGAAAGUGUAAGAAAUUUUUUAAAAAAAAAUGGUUCUGUAGGUAAUUACUUACAGUUAGAAUGUACUGAUAUAAUUUAUAAAGAUAAUUAUAUAACUUGUAAAGAUAAUGACAAUAAUGAAAUGAAGAUAAAUUAUGAUUAUCUAAUAAUAGCUGUAGGUGCUAAAACUAAUUCAUUUAAUAUUAAAGGGGUAGAUAAGUUCGCUUUUUAUGUUAAAGAUAUAGAUGAUGUUUUGAAAAUAAGAAGAAAGUUUUUUGAAAAUUUAGAAAAAAGUACUUUACCAAAUACAACAAAUGAAGAAAAAAAAAAUCUUCUUCAUAUAGUUAUUGUAGGUGGAGGACCAACUGGAGUAGAAGUAGCAGGAGAAUUUGCUGAUUUUGUUAAUAGAGAAGUUAAACAAAAUUAUGAGGAUAUUUUUAAUUUUAUAUCUAUUAGUAUUAUUGAAGGAGGGAAAAAUUUACUUCCAACAUUUACUCAAAAUAUAUCUGAUUUUACAAAGUAUAAUUUUCGAAAUUUAAAUAUAAAUGUACUUACCAAUUAUUAUGUAACAGAGGUUAAUGAAAAUUAUUUUUAUAUUCAAUCGAGUAUAGAUAAAAGUGAUAAAAAGAAAUUUCCUUAUGGAGUUCUUAUUUGGGCUAGCGGAUUAGCACAAACUACUCUUGUUAAUAAUUUAUUAAAAAAAAUACCUCAACAGGUUAAUAACAAAAUAUUAAAUGUGGAUUCCCAGUUAAAAGUUAUAGGAGUAGAAUCUAAUAAUGUUUAUGCAAUUGGAGAUUGUAAGAAAAUAUUUCCAUUACAAUUACAAAAAUAUACAAGUGAACUUAUUGAUUCCUUACAUUGUUCAAAAUUAACAUCUGAUACAUUAAAAUCAAAAUCAGAGGAAUUAUCAGAGGUAUUUCCUCAAGCAAGUAAAUAUAAAUGGGAUUAUGAUAAAAAUAAAAAAGGAGAAAUGAAUGAACAAGAAUUUCAUGAAUAUUUAUGUAAAAUGGAUGAAAACUAUAAAUCACCAGCACCUACAGCUCAAAAUGCAAAACAAGAAGCAUAUUAUUUGUCAAAUGUAUUUAACAACUUUCUAACAAGAGAUAAAAAAUUAACUGUACCAUCUUUUAUAGAAAAAUGGAAAGGAUCUUUAGCUUAUAUAGGGAAUCAUCAAGUAGUUGCACAUCUUCCAUUUUAUGAAAUUAAAGGUGGGUUUCUUUCAUUUACCUUUUGGAAAGCUGUUUAUAUUCAAUUGUUAAUGACGUGGAAAUCUAGAGCAACCUUUUUUUUUGAUUGUAUUAGAACAAAACUUUAUGGUAGACCUUUCAUUAAAUAA